Cydia splendana is the source of this 1319-nucleotide messenger RNA. Its product is annotated as G-protein coupled receptor Mth2-like. Gene Ontology annotation, biological process: cell surface receptor signaling pathway; G protein-coupled receptor signaling pathway. Gene Ontology annotation, molecular function: G protein-coupled receptor activity. NCBI's taxonomy places the organism in Eukaryota, Metazoa, Arthropoda, Insecta, Lepidoptera, Tortricidae. The transcript has 7 exons. The record is from RefSeq and is a predicted model, not a curated record. Gene Ontology annotation, cellular component: membrane. Bases 159 to 1319 code for a protein of 386 amino acids.
UGUCAUGUUUUGUUUUGUAGAGCGGCGGUGCAGUAGUAAGACGCCUAAAUUAUUGGACCCAAUGGUACCUCGACAUUCCACCGGGUGAUAUUUGCAUCGAGCACCAGAUCGGCUUAAAUGCCGAUGGCAAAAUCUCGAAACCUGAGUUGGUAAUCAGAAUGCGGUUAGAUGGGAAAGAAGAAAAAAAAACAUUUGACAAAAGUACAAUAACUGCCAGUUGUAUGCUGGUCUCAUGCGUGUUCCUGCUGCUAGUGCUGGCGGUCUACCUGGUGCUGCCGGAGCUGCGCAACCUGGCAGGCUGGAUGAUGAUGACUUACGUGUCUUCUCUCACCGCAACAUUCAUGACCAGGACCUUGCAGAUUCUUCUUAUCAAAUACACCAUGAUAUCGAAGGCCAAGCGCGUAUGGAUAGGUCUUCUAGCGCAUUAUACUGUGGUGGCGAGUUUUACUUGGAUGAAUGUCAUGUCCUUCGACAUCUGGUGGUCAAUGAGGGGUUUCCGUAAGAUGCGUCAGAUCCACCGGCGCGGCAUCCUGGUGAAGUUCGGGUGGUACAGCCUGUACGGCUGGGGCGCGCCGCUGCUGCUCAUCCUUUUUAUCAUCAUUGUCGAGAACCAAGACUUAACUCAUGUGCCGGAUUUCGUUAAAUCCAACUAUAUGAACCAAAUGGGUUCUAUCGAAGGGGAAGAACUGCUGUUGUACUUAUACUGUCCGAUCUUAAUCACGACCGGCGUCAACAUUAUGUUGUUCCUGAUGACCGCGUACAACAUAUGGCGCAUCAAGCAUGGCGUGACUCAGCACAACGCUGGCAACAGCGGGAGGAACAAGAAGGAUGAGACCAGAUUUGGCAUCUACCUUAAGCUAUCACUCGUUAUGGGCCUCAACUGGAUUCUGGAAGUAGUAAGUGCCUUCAUAGAAAAGGACUCCGUGUUGUGGUAUGCUCCAGACGUCUUUAACUCGCUCACCGGACUGUUCAUCUUUAUAAUAUUCAUUUGCAAGUGGAGCAUUAUCAUCCAACUCAGUAAAAGGUUCGGCAUUGGACAUGACUUAAUACGGAAAUGGCAGCCGGUUGACUCCACCAAUAGUACCAAUACUGAUAGUACGCGGUUAAACAGCAGAAAUAGAAGCAGCAGAAGAAAAAUCCUAGACUCCGAAACGGAUGCAAGUGAUGUUGAAGAUCAAGAGAAAAAAUACUAUAUCGACCAUGGAGACUUGAAAUUGAAUAAUAAACUAGAGGAUGUUUGUUUUUUGUGCGCCCUCAGAUGGUUCUGUGUAAAUUUAGUCCACAACUCACAACUAUGGUCCAAAUUCAAAUUGCAGUAA